Physella acuta is the source of this 1974-nucleotide messenger RNA. RefSeq lists its product as uncharacterized. NCBI's taxonomy places the organism in Eukaryota, Metazoa, Mollusca, Gastropoda, Physidae. The record is from RefSeq and is a predicted model, not a curated record.
GUUCCAUUUCACACUGGACAGGAACAAUUUUGAUUAAAAAGUGUUAAAGAUUUAAGAAUUGUUGAAACUCCGUGACACGGCAGUCCUCUACACUAUAAAGAGUGAGUCACAGACUCUAUGGUCAACUUGUUUAUAUUUUAAACAGACUAAAGUCGGAACAUGGCAACAGAUCCAUCUCAAAAGCUAGAGUACAGUUCACAUUUAAGGAGAGCAAUAAGUGAUACUUUUAUUAAUUUUAUCAUUCCAAACAAUGUGAUCCAUAUAAUUCAUCGAUACAACUUAAGUGUUCUAACAGAGAGGGAUAUUGAAAAUGUCAGGUCUUGUGAACACAACAGAGGACCAAAGGAUGCUAAUGAGCUUCUCUUAGAGCGUCUGCACAAAUAUGAUGGAUGGUUUGAAUGUUUGAUUAAAGUUUUACGUGAUCCUGAUGUGAAGCUUCCUCAUGUAGCUGAAGCAAUGUUGGAGACAAAAAAAAAUUUGGAUCAAACUCUUGCUAAGAAAGGAAUAGAAAAUUUAAAAAUAAAAGGUUCUUCAAAACCAACCAAUGACUUCUCCCUUUCAUCUACCAGCCAAGAUAGCACCGGGCUCAAGCAGUCUGAGGCUGACCCAGUGGAGGCAACUUAUCCCGAUGGUCAUACUCCUAAGACUUCGUAUAAUCCUAUGACGGCUGAUAAUAUGCCACGUGCACAAGCAGCUUCACAAUCCCCAAAAGAUGGUCCAACACAGAAAAGACACAAUGUCACAUCCAAUAAACCAGACAGAGACUUCACUGAGCAGGAGGUUCAAGUUUUAGCUGGCUUUAAAGGCUGGGAUCCCGAUAUAACGGAAACACAAGUGGUCCAGAAGUUGACCCCAUGUUUGAUGUAUGACGGACAUUUUAUCCUGUGGUACUGGAAGACCAAGAAACGUCCAGCUAUUUCUGUUAUAGAUAAGAAGCAGAUCAAGACUCUGUUGGUGCACAAGAAGCCUGACCCCCAGGACCAAUCCAAGGUCUCGUACUACAUCAAUAAAAAUGGCACCUACAAGACCAACUUGAAGGAAAUCCUGGAUCACCACUUUAAUGAGGGUGUAGAAGACAUGGGUGGGGAUUCUAAUGGUGGGAAAAUUACAUUCAUUCAACCAGCAAACUGAUUAAUUUAAAUUUAAAGAUUUAUUUAUGUGGAUAAUGGUUUCACUUAUCCGUGUAAAUAAUUAAUACAUUUACUUAGAAAUAACCUACUUUAAAACAAAAGGUAUAUUAAUUUUCUAUUGAAAUUUUUUUGUUUUUAUACUAUCUGGUAACUCAUUUGUUUAAAAUGUAAAAUUGAGUUUUCAACCAACUUGUUGUUUAGUUGAGCUACAGUUGUAUGGUGGCCAGAAGUGUUAGAUGUUGUUUGCUUACAGAUGGGAGGUUGGGAUGGUUUGGUUCAAAACUUGUCCUGGUGUGUGUCUGUGUGGGAUUGUUGAGUCAAGUAGAAAUGUCAGCACAACUUGACGUGAAAUCAGCUGCCAAACUUUACAGGCAUAUCAGUAGUCUAGGGUAUCUCUAAUCACCGGUGAAACAAAUUUGUAUUUAUUACAUUUUUAAAAAUCUUAAAUACCAUAGAUAAUGUAAUUGACAAACAGGUCAUCACAAAUUACCAACUGGUCAUUCACAGUUUGACCAACAGAUCACCUGAGUUUCUAAACAUAUUUCACCUGUAUGAUUCAGGCAGCUUCUAAAAUUGAUUAUGUGAACAAACAUAAUGGUUUUCUGAUUUUAUUAGUUUUAUAAUGAGAUAGGCCUAUAUAUGUCAUAGUGAAAUAUUUUUUUAAUUUAAAUGUAACAAUAGAAUAAUUGUUAACUUUUCAAACACAUUUUUAAAACCUAUUUUGAUGCAUACAUAAUCAUAUAUGAUUGUAUGUAUUGAAUAUAAUUUUUUUUAAAAAUCAAAUAAGAUAACAUUUUUGAAUGUAAAUUAUCUCAGAGUAAAAUAAACAUCCAUUAAAUCUGAU